UGCUUUUCAUUCUCAUUUCUACUCGCUCUUCCACAGCCCCAGAUGUUUCUCAGUUCCCCACUUGGAAUUUUGGCGGGAAAUCAAGCAAGCAAGGCUAUUUUUACCUCUCUUGGAACAAGUUUUUGAACUUCGCUAUCGUUUUUGUUGAAGUUCCAUCAGAGGGAGACGAAACAAUGGAAAAAUCUCGCAGCGGCAUUGGAGGGGCGAUCGAGGAGAAUACCUUGGCCAUUCUCGACGCAUCAGAAGCCACUAAACACACUCGAGACGCCGACGAUGAUAGAAUUGCUUUUCUCGAAGCUGUUCGUGCGACUUCACUUUUGCCCGAAAAUAAAGCGCCACCGACAUUCAAAAUGUGCGAGGCAGUCUUCAAAAUCUUGAGGUUCGGGAAGUCCCUCGAACUGAUUACAACAAGUUACCAGCUCUUGAACGAGUUAGACAGGCAAUUCCCUAGGGUUUAUAUGACGAAUUCAGAAGGUUCCAGUAUGUCCCCUGAACUAGUUGUGCUUCAGGAGGCUUGGACUCCAUUUGUUCUAGGCACUGACAUUUCAGAUAGUGAGAAGUCAACGGCUAAUGAUCUCACUGGUGGACUAUUUGACCCCCAUGGUCUUCAUCUACUUCUGCAAGGCCUUGCAGAAGCAUCAGAUGUUGCGGAUUUUCAAGCAUCAGACACGAAGGUCCUAAGGGACAUGCUAUUGUUUCAUUAUCUUGUCAGUGUCCUUGAAGGAGAUUUUGGGCCUCGAAAUCAGAUGUACAAAGAAAGCAUGAAUUGGAUCUUUGUACGGGAGUCUUUGCUUAACAUGAUUCUGUGUUCAAGGAAAAUGAACUACAAAGGAUUAAUGAAGGAUUGUAUGGCUAUUUUGUGUGGGUUGGGUCAAUCUCUUGCUGAAUACGAUAACACUGUCCCAUGUUCAGAGGCUUCUGUGGUGAAGCAAUCUGAAGCUAUUGAUACUGCUUUGACAACUGCGUUACUUCACUUUGGAAGGAUUACAUCCACUGCCACGCUGAAACUUAUGGUAAUGGUCAUGGAGCUCGAUUCCUCAAAAAAGUAUGCGGAUAUGCAAGGUCAUACUACCAGGGCUGAUGGCGUGAGAACCCCACUGGCGGAGAUUAUUCAAGAUGAACUAACUUAUGACAAAAACAUUCUUUUGCCAUUUCUUCAGGUCUUCAAGGACUCAAAAUGGAAACUGGAAAUAAUCGUGCAGUUUUUCUGGAAAUACAUCUCCAAGCCUUCUGUUCGUACUAGGAGGUCUAACGGUCCUGCAGUAGAUGCAACAUUCUCUGGAGUAUUGAAGUGCAUUUCAAACAGCUCUAGUACAAAAAGUAUUACUAAGAAGAUUAGUGCACAUGCAAUCCAGCUUUUGUUAGCACAUGGUUUUCAGGCUUUUCUAUUGCUCUCCACUAAACAACCACCUCUUGAAGGUCUCCCUGAUUCCAAAGAACAAGUGGCAGGCGGUUCCCUCGUGGAAACUUGCAAAAAUUUGAUCUCUAUAUUUAAUUGCCUUAGGACAUUGGACGAGGAGUUGGAAAUUUCAUCCUGUGCCAAAGAGGCCCUUUUUGUAGCUGCAACAAUCCUCUCCAAGAAGUUAUAGAGCUCAACUGAAGUCACUUUUUGAGUUGUUCACUCUUGGAGAUCACAUUAUAUAUAUAAGGGUCCCCUAUAACAGCAGCAAUCCUCUCAACGAUGUCAUGAAGAAAAAAAGCAACCUUUUGAGAUAUUUCGAAGGAUGAUGUCAUGUACAGGUAAGCAAUUGACGAUUUCAGAAUUAAUCUUAAUUUAGUCGAGUAGAUCAUGUAACCAGUCUGGUGUCCUCAGCCCUCCACUCGUUUAGGAUAUUUUGACUUUAUUUUUUGCAUUUUUUCAGUGUUCAUCGUAUUACUUAUUCAAACUUAUGCAUUAAGAGUACAAGACAGUUGCUUAUACAUUUAAAA
Messenger RNA from Momordica charantia (bitter melon), 1929 nucleotides. It is a transcript of the gene SNI1, whose product is annotated as negative regulator of systemic acquired resistance (SNI1). Gene Ontology annotation, molecular function: transcription cis-regulatory region binding. NCBI's taxonomy places the organism in Eukaryota, Viridiplantae, Streptophyta, Magnoliopsida, Cucurbitales, Cucurbitaceae. The record is from RefSeq and is a predicted model, not a curated record. Gene Ontology annotation, cellular component: Smc5-Smc6 complex; nucleus. Gene Ontology annotation, biological process: negative regulation of systemic acquired resistance; DNA damage response; negative regulation of DNA-templated transcription.